This is a messenger RNA of Daucus carota subsp. sativus, 1530 nucleotides long. RefSeq lists its product as uncharacterized. Gene Ontology annotation, molecular function: DNA-directed DNA polymerase activity; chromatin binding. Gene Ontology annotation, cellular component: nucleus; mitochondrial matrix. NCBI's taxonomy places the organism in Eukaryota, Viridiplantae, Streptophyta, Magnoliopsida, Apiales, Apiaceae. Bases 1 to 1461 code for a protein of 486 amino acids. The transcript is spliced from 12 exons. The record is from RefSeq and is a predicted model, not a curated record. Gene Ontology annotation, biological process: replication fork processing; response to UV; error-prone translesion synthesis.
AUGGAUUAUUCUUACAAUGGAUCUGAAAGCAUGAUUUCAGUCGGUGAUGUUCCAAGUUCAUCAGAUAGAGUGCUGCGAUUAUUACACGAGAUUCGUGAUGAUAUUAGUGAACAAAAUGCAGUAAGGAAUGAACUAUGGGUAACAUUUCCUAGACAAGAGCAAGCUAUUAGUUAUCAAAAAGAACAUAGCAAUGUUUUUAUAUUUAGCUAUCAAGACCAUGUUAAUGGUCAGAGGAGGUUUGUUGUUUCAAGCUAUAAGGAGUUUUGGCGAAGGUACAAGAACAUGAAUCCCAAAUAUCGUCAUCAUUAUGAAGUUAUUCAGGAGGGAUUACCAUGCCACCUUUAUUUUGAUUUGGAAUUCAAUAAGAUCGAAAACUCAAACAACAAUGGUGAGGAAAUGGUUGAUAUACUGUUAUCACUUGUUUUUGAUUUCAUGAAUGAGAAGUAUUCUAUUGAAGGAGAUAAAGAGUUUGUUGUUGAACUUGAUUCGUCAACAGAAGAAAAAUUUUCUCGCCAUAUAAUCAUUUGUUUCCCUAACACUGCUUUUAAGAACAACCGACAUGCUGGUGCAUUUGUUGGUGAGAUUUGCUCAAGGAUACAAAAUGAAAGGGGAAGAGAUGGAAGAUUUGAAAAAUUGUUCAUAUUAAAAGAUAGGAACUCAUCUCAUGUGAAUAAAGAAGUUUUUAUUGAUAGAGCAGUGUAUUCCAGAAAUCGAUGCUUUCGCUUACCAUUGUCUUCAAAAGCACGAAAGACUUCUAUACUUUUACCUACUGGACGUUUUAAGUGCAGGUUAAUGAGUGAGGAAGAUAUGUUUAUGGCAUCUUUGAUCUGCAAAGUGGAUGUUGAUGUUCAAAAGAUUCUUAUAUGUGAAAAGGAUAUUGGUUGUUCAAACACUCUCCAAUUUGCUACACAGGUUCAUGUGAACUUCCAUAAAGAUUAUGGAGUCCCAAGAAAUCUUCUGUCAAAUUCUUGCAUAAUUGAUUCGUCAAGAAUAUUUCAGACAGGGAGAUCACUAUUUCCACUAUUGGAUAUGUUUGUAGAAUCUGUUGCCUCCUUAGGAAAUAUAUCAGGAAAAAUUCACAGUUGGCAUUGGUUUUCAGAGUAUGGUAUAAUGGUGUAUAAUAUGUCAAAAAAUAGAUACUGUGAGAGAAUUGGUAGACAACACAAAAGCAAUCAUGUUAUAUAUGUUGUUGAUCUAAGAAGAGCUAGUUAUUAUCAAAAAUGUCAUGAUCCAGAUUGCAGAGGUUAUCGCUCUCCACUACGUCCAGUUCCUGAAGAAAUUGUACCUGACACAACUGUAUUUUUUGAGGGUGUUAAGCGUCACAAAAUUUAUGAGAAUAAUGUUGAUAACAAGACGAUAGACAGUGUGGAUAGCUGCUUGAAAGAUGGUUGGUGGUUGGAAGCUGUAAAAUUUGCUGAAAAAGUUGAGAAAAAGACACUAGAUUUCGAUGUAGUAUCUUGAAUCAAAAUAUGUAUAGAAGCAAUACUUUUUGCUAAUGUAAAUAUGCUUGAAAUAGUAUGUAAAUAUUUG